Messenger RNA from Staurois parvus, 313 nucleotides. The record is from the annotation of a GenBank genome assembly. NCBI's taxonomy places the organism in Eukaryota, Metazoa, Chordata, Amphibia, Anura, Ranidae.
UCAGAGUGCCCCCUUACAUCAGAUGUCCUCAUCAGAGUGCUCCCUUACAUCAGAUGUCCCCAUCAGAGUGCCCCCUUAGAUCAGAUAGUGCCCCCUUACAUUAGAGGUCCCCAUUAGAGUGCCCCCUGACAUCAGAUGUCCCCAUUAGAGUGCCCCCUUAGAUCAGAUGUCCCCAUUAGAGUGCCCCCUUAGAUCAGGUGUCCACAUCAGAGUGCCCCCUUACAUCAGAUGUCCCCAUCAGAGUGUCCCUUUCCAUCAGAUGUCCUCAUCAGAGGGCCUCCUUACAUCAGAUGUCCCCAUCAGAGCGCCCCCU